This is a messenger RNA of Sporothrix brasiliensis 5110, 3882 nucleotides long. Its product is annotated as fungal transcriptional regulatory protein. The transcript has 2 exons. Gene Ontology annotation, molecular function: DNA binding; DNA-binding transcription factor activity, RNA polymerase II-specific; zinc ion binding. The record is from RefSeq and is a predicted model, not a curated record. Gene Ontology annotation, biological process: DNA-templated transcription; regulation of DNA-templated transcription. NCBI's taxonomy places the organism in Eukaryota, Fungi, Ascomycota, Sordariomycetes, Ophiostomatales, Ophiostomataceae. Bases 1 to 3882 code for a protein of 1293 amino acids.
AUGGUGACUGAAACCGAGGCCGCAAUCGGCGCCGCUGGUGUUACCGGUCCUACCGGUCCGGCCACCUCCGCCGCCAAAACGGCACGGGCCAAGAAUCCCAACAAGGUCCGCAAGCGGGCGCCCAAAGCGUGUCUGUCGUGCCGUGCUCGCAAAGUCCGUUGUGACGUGUCGCAGCGUGGCCGACCGUGCAUGAAUUGCUAUCUGGACAGCGAGACGUGUAUUGUGACGGGCCGUGCCUCGCGGCUGCGCAAGUCGCAGCGGCCGCCGGCAAAGACUGCAACCGCAACAGGCGCAGCACCUACGACGAUUUCUGCACCAGCCUCGACCGAUAAAAUGGCAGCGGCAUCAUCAGCAGGAGUAACAACUUCCCAGCCUGCGGGUGCUUCUCAAACAGAAGACCACGGCGCUUCAGCACCUAAACAGACGGCUAGCAACGGUGCGCUAAGAUCGCAUCCGCAGUCGCAGGUAUCGCAUCACGACCACAGCCACAACGACAACGACUUGCACGUUUAUAAUCACGCCCACCAGCACGGCUCACCACAGUCCGAUACCGCGUCCCGUCGCCGGACGGUCUCCACAAAUGGCUCGCCGUCCGCUAUGCACGAGAGCGAGCCACCUCAGCAGCAGAAAGUGAAUGAGACAAUGCACACAUCGCCCAUGGCCGGCCCAGAGACGGACAAUCUCCCACGGAACCACAACGAACAUGAAGAGUCACAACAACAGCACGAUGAGAAGCGCCAACACCAGCAAUCACGCGGCCACCACAGCCAUAGUCAUCAAAACCAUAAACAUAACCACAUUCACUCCCACGAUAGCCACCAACGCCGCUUCAACAACUUCCACGACGACCUUCGCAGUGGUCCGAGCACCGAUUUCCUCGGAUCGGCAACUGGUGCCCCGAGAAUGGGUAUGGGCAUGGGAGGUGCGACGCCCUGGGCGGCCGAGCAACGACUCAACAGCAACGCCGACAUCACAUACUCGUACUACCCGUUCCUGGCCAUCAGCAACAUCUCGGGUAUCCUGCCGCAGGACGUCAACUACCUCGAGCUGCAGGGCUGCUUGCGUGUUCCAACGCGCUCCAUCCUUGACGAGUUUUUGCAGCAGUACUUCUUGCACGUCCACCCGCUGCUGCCCCUCUUCAACGAGGGUGACUUCUGGGAGCUGUACUGCCAGCAGGGCACCAGCAGCGUGUCGUCUGGAGGGCGCCUGUCGCUGCUUGUGUUCCAAGCGCUGCUGUUUGCGACGUGCAACUUUGUGUCACGCACCAGCAUCCGCGCUCUCGGCUUCCCGACCAUCCGCCUGGCACGCGCCGCGUUGUACCGCCGCUCCAAGCUGCUGUACGACUUUGAGACGGAGUCGUCGCCGGCGGCCAUUGCGCAGGCCGCGCUGCUGCUCAGCUUCUGGUCGCCCUCGACCAACCUGGGCACCAAGAACCCCAACACGGCCUGGCUCUGCACCGCCAUCCAGCAGGCCAAGCUCGCCGAAGCCAACCACUACGCCUCACUGCCGCCCGACAGCCGCCGCGCCAACGCCCUCAAGCGCCUCUGGUGGUGCUGCAUCAUCCGCGACCGCGUCAUGGGCCUGGGUGUGCGCCGCGGCAUCCAAAUCACUCGUGCCCACUUUGACCUCGAAGCCAAUCCGCCGCUCACGCGUGCCGACCUCGCCGACGAGAUUGAGCGCUCGCGCGUCUACAACCCAGGCACCAAGUCGUGUCUGAUUGAGAUCCUCGUGCACAUGAUUGAGCUGUGCGUGGUGCUGACCGACAUCUUGACACUCGUGUUCCCCCAGGACGACACGCCGGGCUGGGGCCGCCAGAUGGCCGACAGCGAUGCUGGACGCGUGCGCCAGUGCAAAAUUGAGCUGCGUCGCUGGUACAAGGACGUGGCCCUCAAGUUCCCCAUGUUCGGCGGCAGUAGCGGCAGCAGUGACGGUUCGCCGGGCAACUCGUCGGGCCAUGCUGGCGGUGGCGGUGUCGCGCGUCUAGCCAACGGCGGCCGUGAGUUCUACCACGACUCAGUGAUCCUGUACACAAACCUCAUGUAUAUGUACUACCACUCGUCGCGUGUUGCCCUGUGCCAUCACGAGGUGCUGCACAUUGCCGUGGCCAAUGCCACGCCCGGUUUUGCGAAUGGAAACAAGGCGGUCCCCGUCAUCUACGAGAACCGUUAUGAGCUGCAGGAUGCUGCAUCUGGUGUCACUGAGUGCUUGAAGGAGUUGAUCCAGUUGCGUCUGGCUCGCUGGCUGCCCAUUAGCGCCGUGGCCUGCACGGCUUUGCCCCUUUUCCUGCACAUUCUCGAUGUCAAGCUUUCGACGUCGGCCACCAACAACAACGGUCACAACAAUGGCAACCCGUCGGCCAAGACGCCCAACGAAGGCAGCGGCGCCGAUGGCAACUCGACGUCCGCCAGUUCUGCCCUCAAGCAGCACCGCCUCAACAUCCUGAUCGAAGCCAUGAAGACCUACCAGCCGCAGUACGACGGUGUCGACUGGGUCAGCGAGACCAUUCGUCAUAUUGUCAACCUGGCCCAGCUGGAUGGGCCGGCGGCACCCGGUGCCAAUGGGAACGGUGGAAACGACGGUAGCAAUGGCGGCAACAACAAUGGCGGCAUCUCCGACUGGACCGACAUUCUGGCGUCCAACCCGUCCUGGUACCUGCGUCUGGCCUUGACUAUGGAUUUGGCAUUGAGCAAGAACCGCAUGCCUGAAGAGCGGGACUUCCCUGUCGGCCUUCGAGGUCUGUUUACCGCCGGCUUCAGCUCGAUACGCAACCUGCGUCUGGGCUACAACAAGGAUGGGAGCCGGACCAAUAACAAUAAUGACAACAACGGAAAUGGUAAUAACGAAAGCAGCAACAGCGGGCACGGUGGAAACAGUGGCAACAUGAAUAAGGACAAUGAUAGCAACGCCAAAGCAAACUCCAGCGAGGUUCGCAGCACUCCGUUCCCGCCUGCCAACAACUCCAACUUGGGCAACAUGACAAACUCGCAAACCAACAACCUCAAUGGCAUGUCCAUAGACAAUUUCAACGGCAUGAACAUGCAUGUUGUAGCCGGUUCCCCGCAGCAGCGGCCGCGGCCGCAGCAGCCAAUGCCAACGGUUCCGACACCCGAUAUCGUCAACAUGAUGGACGAUCCUGCGUCUAUGACCGCUGCUAUGGACGCUAUGGACGCUAUGGGCGCUAUGGGCAGCAUUGGUGGUGCUAACGGCCUGGUGGUUUUUCCCGGUGGCGUACCAGGUGAUAUGGGUGACUUCCCUGGCGGUGACUACUCGGCCGCGUUUAUGCUGGCACCGCACCACCUCGCUAUGAGCAUGGGCAUGGCCAUGGGCAUGGACAUGGACAUGGAUCUGGGCGACAUGGAUAUGGACAUGUCUGCUUUCCCGCCCAACGCCUUGCUCAAGCCAGGCAUCGUGACCCAGCUUCCGUCCUCGGACGAGGAAAUGACGCCUGCGUCUGUGUCGGUCGGCACCACGAGCAGCGAGGCUGCCAACUCGCCACAAGCCCAGCAGCAGCAACAGGCGCAGCACAACUUCAGGGCCCAAAACAGCCAUCCUGUUCAGAACCAGCACCACGCGCACCUGCACAAUGAUGGAGCGAUGCUGGAUGCCUAUACGUUCAACAAUGGCAACGUCGGGGGCGGUAGCGACAGUCCCGGCACGACAAUCACUGACAUAGACGACUACCAUGAUCCUAGUCACUACCGUCAUCCUGCGGGCAGCGCUACCAAGCACGCCAGCAGCAGCAAGCAGAACAAGAGCGGCCGUCAUGAGGCUAAAGGAGACGAGUGGAUGGAGCCGUUUUGGGACGAUGAGGUGCCUGAUAUGCGCGAAGGUGACCGGGACACAGCGCAGGCCCUGCUCGAGGCCAUUGGCGAGAACGCAUAG